AUGCGCUGGCAGUCGGCGCUGCGCGGGGCCCCGCCGCGGCCGCCCCGCGCGGAGGAGGAGGAGGAAGAGGAGGAGGAGGGGGAAGAAGGCGGUGGCGGCGCGGGGCGACCGCGGCCGCGGCCAUGAGCUGCUCGGACGUGGCCAUGCAGCAGCCCGGCCCGGCGACGUGCGGGGUUCCCCGCUACGCGGGCCCGCCCGCGAGAGUCUGCCAGCAGAAGAAAUUAGCUGUAUACAACAAGAUGCAGGAGUCUCUGGAAGUGACCCUUCCCAGCAAGCAAGAAGAGGAUGAGAAGGAUCAGCCAGCUGAGAUGGAGUAUCUGAACUCUCGCUGCGUUCUUUUCACCUACUUCCAGGGAGACAUUGGUUCAGUAGUGGAUGAACACUUCUCAAGAGCCUUGAGCCAAGCCAGUAGCUUCAACCCAGAAACUGCCCUUACCAAGAGCAAGGCAGGGCUAAGUCCUUUGUGGAGAGAAAACUCAACAAUAUCAAGCCAAAGGAGCAGUUUCCCAACUUCGUUUUGGACCAGCUCUUAUCAGCCUCCCCCACCACCAUGCUUAAGUGGAGUACACCCCGAUUUCCCCAUUACUGCACCAGGCACCUUCCCAACACCAGAUCCCAGCAGCUGGCCAGGACACAGCCUUCAUCAGACUCCCCCACCUCCUCCCCCUGCUGCAACUGAAUCUUGGCAUUAUCCUUUAGCAUCUCAGGUGAGCCCUUCAUAUGCACACAUGCAUGACGUGUACAUGCAUCGCCAUCACCCUCAUCCACACAUGCACCAUCACCAUCCCAGCUCGCACCGCGACCCCCGCUAUGGGUCUCUGCUGAUGCCUUCAGUACGCGCAGCCAGGAUUCCUGCUCCCCAGUGUGACGUGACUAAGACAGAUCCUGCUGCUGUCACCAGCGCUACCUCAGCAUGGGCUGGAGCCUUUCAUGGAACGGUGGACAUUGUGCCAAGUUUUGGGUUUGAUGCAGGUCUACAGCAUCAGGACAAGAGCAAGGAUACUUCUUGGUUUUGAAGUCCAGAUAUAACUUAAGACCAGCUAGAGCUGGAGUCAGCGCAACUUGGCGGAUGACAUAAGCAUCGCUGACUCCUUCUGCAUGGGACAAAGGACACACGUGAAGAUGGAGAGCCAACUAUUCUCGUUUUGCUAUUGAGCCUUUUAAUUGCAAGGCCACUUAUGGGUCCCACAGUGUUGGAAAAUGAACAACAGAAAAACAAACUCGCUUUUCUUUCUUUCCUCAUCUGAGCCUGCUGCAGCUGGGCAACCUAACUCCUUUCUGCUCUUUUAACAGUGUUUUUUGUUUUGUUCAGCUUGAUAUUUUUAUGAACAGUCUCAACUAUCGGGAAGAAGACUCCCCUGACUGCAGUGCGCCUCCUUUCAGGAAUACAUUAUUUUGUAGCUCUUUGUGCAUCUAUUUUUGUAGAAAUACAGAAAGUUUGGUUAAGGAUUGAUGGGCUAUUUUAGGAUGGCAUAUUUUUUUAAAAAAAAAUUGUAAAAAUUGUUAAGUUCUGUUUAAAGAACUUGCUCUCAGAGAAGCACUGGCAAAAAUGUAUAAAAUGCUAUUUUUAGAUGUCUGUGAUGUGUUUGUGCAUUUUGUUUUUGUUUUGUUUUGUUACCUCAAAUGUCUGUCUUUCCCUUCUUUUUAAAGAGCUUGUUUCCACAUUGCUCGAUCUUGAUGUUUUCAUCCUUUUGUUCUAGCUUAAGCAAGUAUAAUACACACCUAAAGUUUCAGCCAAAUAUUUUUGCUGCUGGUGUUAGAUUCUAGUAAGGGUGUUUUUAUUCAUGUUUCUAAAGAUGGCUUUGUGCUGUGCUGUCAGAAACUUGCAAAUGCCUUUAGCAUGGAUCAAAGCCUAGAGUUGCAGGAACUGCAUUUCCAACCCAUUCAGUCUCUUAAAAUGGACCAAAUAUUUUCAUGGAUUUAAAUCAGACCUGAGUUUGGACCUCAUCCGUGAUCCAUGGAAGCUGAUGAAUGCAGUUUCCUAUGAGUAACACUUCAGGCUCUCACAGUAAUCGUAAUUACCGGCAUAUUCUUAUUUUAACUCACAAGGCAAGACUUUCAGCUAAGCUAUUUCGAGGGUUUUAAAUUGUAACAUGAAUGUUUAGGAAGUAAACGUCACUUUCAUAAAAAUGCAUGACUCGCAGAAACAAAAUAUUUUCAACUGGCCUCAUCUGUCUGCUGAGCACCUCAUGGGAAAUGCUGAAACAUUCAGAUGCUGUUGACUUCAAAAUCUGGUUGUCUAACCUAAGGUUUGCUCAGGGCCUUACGGAUCCCAGCUACUGCUCUUGAAUUUUGUAAGAAGUUGCACAUGCUCAGCACGCACAAAAGGUGGGCUGCAUUGCUGCCAGGGUAAGAAUCUGUGCUGGGAAGUGACAUGGCCAUGUCUAGUCACAGCACACUGCAAAGUGUAUGAGGAGUCCCAUUUCUGGCCUGGGCCUUGGGUCUGACUUACUUACUAAUGACUUUAGCUGAAGCCAAGAACAUGAUCCAAUCCUGAAUAAGGGCUGCAAGAUUGCCUUUAACAGCCCCACUCCUGUGAUGGCGCUGUCCAGCCUUAGUAACUCCAGCAAGUGACAGUAAGUGCUUAUCUGAGACUGAGCACUGGAUCAGGAUUGCCAGAUCCUGCCUGUUGCUUGGAAAUGUUGCCUUUCUGCUUUGUAUACCUUACGUGAAUGAAUACACUUGGAAUCACUCUGCAACGCUUCCCAAGGCUCUCAUAACUUAUUACUUUUCUGUUACCAUUGUUUUCAGGCAUACCUGUCAAAAAGACAAACCACCUACAUGGAAACCAAGACCUAAGCAUAAGACUGAUAUAAGGAACAGUAUAAUUUUAAGGCAGCGAGUAUUGUGAAUGUAGGCUUGUCAGGUGGACACCACAUGGAUGUAUGUGUGAAAGGGGAGGGGGCGUGUUGGGAUGUGCCUGCCAGUCUGAAAUUCAGGCCUUCCUCCCUUGUACUGUUUUUUCUCGCCAAGCUUUUGAACCUGAUUCUAUGAGGUGUUGAGUUCUCCCUUGACAUAAAAGAGGGCUUGACAUACUGGCAUUGUGGGCAGUAGGAUUAUAUCACAGUUUGAUAAGACCUUUAAGCGUGCACCUUACUGAUGUGAGGUUUCACACAGUGUUAAAAUGCUGAACUGACUACCCCUAUAGGUUACUUAAAAAUAAUAGGGUUAUAGUUCUAUGUUGGGAUGCUGAAUUAAAUGCUAUUCUCCCCCUUUCCCACCUCUUAUCUUUACAGUCUAUCGAUAUUUCUUCCUUUUAUUGAGAUUCACUCUUUUGAGAGUUCUGUAUAUUAUUGUUGUUCUGGUGGAAAGGAAGGUAUCAGAAGCCUCCAUGACUUGUUUUUUUAUUGGGGCAGUAUCAUUCAGGAAAUAUGAGUUCCUGAGGUAAAUUAAAAAUUAGGAAUUCUUACAAUAUUAGAGAUACUGAGGAAAAAAUCCAAGCUUUUUUUUUUUUUUUUUUUUUUCCUCCCAGUCUUGGUAAAGCUAGAAGGCAAAGAGGCAACAUUUCACAAGGGAAACAAUGAGGAAAGUUGUAAUUUAGCUCUUUGAACAUCAGAGUUGGAUAGUUUAGGGCAGAAGAGAGCAAAGCAGUAUUUCUUUUUGAGAUGUAAUAUGUUUGACUUCCUGAAAGUUUAGUUAAUGUCUAGGAAGAACAGUCACUUCAUUGCCUUUCUCUUUGCAAGUUCAAAUGGUAAAGGAUCUCCUCUUAUUCCCUGUAGCUGUCACAAAGGAUUGGGACAGAAACAGGGAAGACUGAAGUUUGCACUGAAGUUUCCCUUCUUGACUAUUUUAUUGAGAUAAUGGGUAGAGGGCAUGGACGUUUCCUCAGGGACUGCUGUUAUGUGCUCAGUUUCCCCGGCUGAACUUGUGAAUGUUCUUACAGAACUUGUGUUACUCUCCAGGCUCUAGGAGACAAGUGCCAACAAAAACCUGCUAUCAUCUGUAGCUGUUCACACGCCAGUCCGCCAGCUUUGGAAGACAAAUAUGUUCAGUUAUUUUUCCUCAGUAACAAACAGUCCCCUGUACUAACAACAAGUGAAUGCCUGAGAACAUAGCAGUAGCCUUGCUUCUAUUCUCUGAUUUGAAGGAUAGGAAAGAAAAAAAAAAAAUCUGUGACAAGUUUUUAAGUUAAAUUGGGCAGAUAUGAUUCUUUCUCACACAUGCUCCUAUACACGCACAUUUACACACACAGAAAUAUGCUUAUGAGAAGCAGAUGCUAUGCUAAUGCCACUCUUGAAAGAGGAGAGGAGUGCUCACUUGCGAUGUUGCACUUAAGGCACACUGAUGGCAGUUAUGUGUCUUAAUGUGUUACUAAGGGAGUUUCAUUUUUUCGUUUUGUGUGUGUGUGUGUGGUGGAUUCUAAUGCUGUCCCAAGAAAGUGGAUGAUUCAUUUUCUGAGGUCUUAUAUAAACAUGAUGUACUCUGUCACUAUUUCUAGGAGGACAUAGGGAAGCUAUUGUUUUAUUUCAAGAAAACCUAAACAUUAAAGUCUUUACACUUAUCCAGAAUUUUAUUUUCUUCCUAGUAAUGAUGAAAAAUUUGAUCUGUUUUUGUCUUGUUUGCUUGAGGGCAGGGGAUGUUCAACCUGUCCACCAGAUUUUGGAAAUAAGAUACCCAUUUUGUUUCAGCUGGGGCAUUUCCAUCCCUAACAAGAUGAUGUAAUACUACAGCUACUAACCACCCAGCAGAUUUUACUUCUGGAAAGCUGAAUAAGCUAUGCUUGAUGACAAUAAAAUGCACUUUGUUAUGAUUCUUCUCUUCACAAGAAAACAAAUUUGCUCAUCAGCUUUUCUGAUGCUUCUUUCGUAGUGUGAAGUGUUCAGUGAAUGUCAAGAUUCUCCCAGUAUUCUGUUUCUCCUGCCUUGAAACAUGCUUUUAAGGAUUAUUUUCCUAUCACAGCUUUUGGAGAGACAGGUUGCACACCUCUUGAGAGCAGAGAUUGUAUAAAGGGAAUGUUGUGUUUUCCCCACUGUACUUAUGAUCACUCACCUUGGCAUGCAUCCACCCCUUCUGUUUCCAGUCUAUCAUGUGCAUCUUGCUCUUCUCCCACACAUCUUUGUGUAUAUGUAUGUAUUUAUAUACAUAUAUAUAUACAUGCACACACACCUAGUUAUACCUAGUUCCCUCUUCCCUCCAUUCCACCCUCAUGCUUCAAAUGCACAUUCUUUGGAAAUAAAGCAAAUGACAUUACUAAAUCUCAUCUGACUGAAACAACAUUAGCAACACAAAAAUAAAAUAAUUGUUUUUUUAAAUGUAGGCAUUUUAAUGCAUUCUCUGCAUUCUCCAUAGCCUCAGGAGUGAAUGGAAUUUUUCUAUACUUAAAAAACAGUAAUAAUAAAAUUAAAAAAGGAAAAAAAAAAAAAAAAAAAAAAAAAAAAAAAAAAAAAAAAAAAANAAAAAAAAAAGAAAAAAGAGAGAGAGAGAGAGAGAGAGAAAACAACCUCUCCCCAAACUCAAUCUUUCAAAAGCCCUGAUCUGUUGUAUGUAUCUUAUUGAAUACAAUUAUUUUAACUAAUUGAACAUAUAUAUACAUAUAUAUGUUUUAAAAUUGACUUCCUGGCUUUAAUAUGUCUGCCUUUGAGCUUUUAAGGAGUAUUUGGAUGAUAAAUAUUGUUUGUUUGUGGAUUUUUUUAAAAGCCAAUGCAUGUUUAUUGGAGCUGAAAUCUCAUGUAAAGCAGGAUGGUUUUUAAAAAUAAAUACUGCUUUUAUGUAUUAGCCCUAUGGGCACAACCUGACAGCUAUGAUGCAGGAAAAUGUCCCUUUAAAGACUAAAGGACUCUUGCCUGAGCGAGGUCAGGAGAGGUCUUCUUGCAAGAGGAGCUGGUAGUGCUGUGAGCAGAACUGAUCUUCAGCAUUGCAUGUAGAUGGUUGGGCAGAUGCUGUACAACAUAUUAAAAUUAGACUGUACUUGCAAGUUUACACUCAUACCCUUUUAUGGGAUGAAUUAAUUGCCAAGGGGAAUUAAAGAUAUCUCUCAAAACUUUUGUUUUAGCAGCCAUUGGUCAGCACAGUGUCCAUAAUCCUCUGGCUGUUCUUUUUCUGUGGUCUCCAUGACACUAUGGUGGGACCUGUGACAGCCUGUUUGGAGUUUCCUCUGAACUACAGGAUGUUUAUAGCUCCCAAUAAGCUUAGUUUAGGGAUGGAGGUGAUUAAAACAUCACAGUUCUUAUGCACCCACACAAAGGCACAAGCCUUCAAGAUAGCUAAGCUGUGUAUCAUUGACAGUGGUGUUUUGCAUGCAGGAGCCCUGCUCCUCCUUUCUUCCCUCACAAUCUGUUGAAGUCUUUGAUGGCAUUAAGAUCAUUGGGACCAGCUGUGAAUGCCUAAACUGCAGACCAUUGUUGUCUGGAACAGAGUGGAGGCCCAGGGUCUGGUCCAACACUGGUGGACAUGUAUUGGAAUCCACACAGAUUCUAGAAAGCUUGGUCUCAGGUAAUUUGUACAACCAAUGUUCAUAGAAGUUGAGGUUUACAGUAAUCUAGUAAAGUAUCUGCAGAACUAUGCUGCACUUUCCCUGCUAGGUGUUUGUAGUUAUCAUUUAAAACCAUCAGUCAAGGCAGGGUCCCUCUCCUUCCCCACCUGAUUCCCAAUCCUGCUUCCCUGAAAACCUCCACUGAACGUUUUGUCCUUCUCAUCAAAAGUGGUGAGAGACUUUGUAUGAAGAAAAGUGUCACUGUUUUAAUUACUGAAUAAAUAAUUUAAUGUGAA
This is a messenger RNA of Coturnix japonica (Japanese quail), 6708 nucleotides long. It is a transcript of the gene VGLL3, whose product is annotated as vestigial like family member 3. Gene Ontology annotation, cellular component: nucleus. The record is from RefSeq and is a predicted model, not a curated record. Gene Ontology annotation, biological process: regulation of DNA-templated transcription. Lineage: Eukaryota; Metazoa; Chordata; Aves; Galliformes; Phasianidae.